AUGCUGCUUACGCUUCCGACGGAGCUGGUUGAGCUCGUCCUCAGAACGUGCGAUACAACGAGCUACCUUCAGCUCGCUUUCAGCUGUCGGACCUUAUUGUCAAUUGCAACCAACGGAAAAGAGCUCAUUACUCAUCAUUUAAAGAAUACACCUGGCUGCCUCAACGAUGAAUACCUCGGAUCAGCAUCAAACCGACAAUUGUUCCGAUUGCUUGUUCACCUAUCAUACCACCAACUCUACGGUGCGGAGUUUUACUCGGAACGCAAGUUUUUCAACUUUUCAAACAAAGUGCUCGAUACUCGUGCUUCAUCUCUCGGAUUCGGUUCUCUCGACAACGUCGCUCUCGUCUUCAAGAAUGAUGAAACCACUUACCGCUGUCGAAUAUCUCAAGAAGGGAGUGUGCACAUAAGACUCAAUUUCCCACUGAAGUCGCCAGCGAGCAAGCUCGGAAAGAGGGAGAUCCUUUUCACUGCUCAUGGGGGCAAUGAAAGAGCCGACGGGGAAAAUUACUAUGGGACCUAUGUUCUGCACCGCUUCAAACCAUUUAUUGACCAGAGCGACACCGACCAUCCUUUCAUCCAGCAAGCAAUGCAAUCUAGCCCAGACGGAACCAUUUUCCUUGCUUUCCAUGCGGAUCGCCCAUCUCGCGACGUUUACAUUUACAGUUUCCCCGAUGAGCAGGAAUAUGAGCCUGUCGCUGUCGCGGCUGCCCCGAUGUCCCCUUCGGACAUAGGUUUCAAAUUUGCUAUUUCGUGGCAGCAUCGCCAUCAUCACAAUGACCAUCAUGUGAUGCUUUACGCAAAUGCGGACGAUGAUGAGGACGAUGAGGACGAGGAGCAAGAUGAAACGAUUCAAAUGAAAGGUUUGUUUGAAGUUACUCCUGGUUAUCGACCAAUUCGCUCGCUGACGCCUUCACUAGGAUCGAGAUACGAUUCCUGCGUUCUCACUGAGACCAUCGAGACCGACGCCGAGACAAGCGGCCAGGGGUUCAGUCAUGAAGAAAUCGAGAGAAGAGGCCCCGCAAUGGGGUUGGCUUUCAAAGAUGAAUGGAGCCAAUUGCUACAUUACCAUAGAGGGCAAACUCUCUACAGUUCAUUCCAAAAACUCCAUUCACUACCAUCGAUGGGUGCCUCGGAACAACCCAAACUGGCUCGCAAUGCUUGCCGAGUUAGAUUCUCAGACUCUUUGUCUCUGCAAUUCGCGAUCGAUCUUCCAUUCUUCAGCAAGCAUGAACCAGGCCACGAGCUCCCAGGCGGCCGAUGUCACUGGCAAUAUCUUGCCGUCGGAAUUGCCACUCACCGAGUAGAGCACUGGACAGUAGCAUGCUUGCUCAAGUCAGAAGCUUUCUCUGGUCGGUGUGACCAUCAGCGCAAUCUCGACCGCGGACGCAGAUUCGACCAGUGGCAGAUCAUGGCCCGACUGGACGGAUAUCACGAAUCGAAUACCUCGCACAGAUCUCUGAUGACUACUUCUUUCCGUGGUACUCGGAUCGCAGCUGCGAGCUGGAAAACGGUUACAGUCUGGGUACUGAACCCGCAUGCGUUGGUCGAGGGUAACGAGAGUGGUUUCUACCCUGAAUCAUGGACGUCGUCGACAAUCGGUGUGACGGAAUUACCGCCUGUCGUAAUUGAUCUGGGUGCAGUUUGCUCACAGAUCGAAUUCACAGUUGACGAGAAUGUAUUGAUUGCUAUGACUGAUCGAGGACUUAUGCUCCUGAAGCUCAAGUCGGAUGGCAGGGGGGUGGAAGUUGUUGAGAACUGCAAGGGUAUUUUUGACAGCGAUGGUAUUCCGGAGCAUGGCCCGAUAGAAGUACUGAACUACUCCGACUCAGAAGGAGAAGAAGGAGAUAUGUAG
Penicillium cosmopolitanum is the source of this 1854-nucleotide messenger RNA. RefSeq names its product F-box domain protein. The transcript has a single exon. Gene Ontology annotation, molecular function: protein binding. Lineage: Eukaryota; Fungi; Ascomycota; Eurotiomycetes; Eurotiales; Aspergillaceae. The record is from RefSeq and is a predicted model, not a curated record. Bases 1 to 1854 code for a protein of 617 amino acids.